Molecule: messenger RNA, 1257 nt
Organism: Sphaeramia orbicularis (orbiculate cardinalfish)
Lineage: Eukaryota; Metazoa; Chordata; Actinopteri; Kurtiformes; Apogonidae
Gene: myod1
Product: myogenic differentiation 1
Exons: 3
Coding region: 152-1042 (296 amino acids)
Biological process (GO): positive regulation of skeletal muscle fiber development; skeletal muscle cell differentiation; regulation of transcription by RNA polymerase II
Molecular function (GO): RNA polymerase II cis-regulatory region sequence-specific DNA binding; protein dimerization activity; DNA-binding transcription factor activity, RNA polymerase II-specific
Source: RefSeq, a predicted model, not a curated record
UCUACAUUCCCCCUGAACUCACCCACAACCCGCAUUUCCACUCCAGUCCAGAGUUGUAGUUUUUUUUUUUUGUUUGUUUGUUUUUUGGCUCAGAUCUCCUGCUGGAUUUUUUUGUUUUUUUCUUGCUCUUGGCUGUGUUUGGGACUGAACCAUGGAGUUGUCGGAUAUCUCUUUCCCCAUCCCAGCCGCUGAUGAUUUCUAUGACGACCCCUGCUUCAACACCAGUGACAUGCACUUCUUCGAGGACCUGGACCCGAGGCUGGUCCAUGUGGGCCUGCUGAAGCCGGACGACUCCUCCUCUUCCACCUCAUCCUCCCCUUCCUCCUCUUCCUCCUCCCCGUCAUCCCUCCUGCACCUCCAUCACCACGCGGAGGUGGAGGACGACGAGCAUGUGCGCGCCCCCAGCGGGCACCACCAGGCGGGCCGGUGCCUGCUGUGGGCCUGCAAGGCCUGCAAGAGGAAGACCACCAACGCGGACCGGAGGAAAGCGGCCACGCUGAGGGAGCGCCGGCGGCUCAGCAAGGUCAACGACGCCUUCGAGACCUUGAAGAGGUGCACGACGGCCAACCCCAACCAGCGGCUGCCCAAGGUGGAGAUCCUGCGCAACGCCAUCAGCUACAUAGAGUCCCUGCAGGCGCUGCUCCGCGGAGGCCAGGAGGACGGAUACUACCCGGUGUUGGAGCACUACAGCGGGGACUCCGACGCUUCCAGCCCCCGCUCCAACUGCUCCGACGGCAUGACGGAUUUUAACGGGCCGACCUGUCAGUCAACAAGAAGAGGAAGUUAUGACAACAGCUCUUAUUUCUCCGAGACUCCAAACGGUGGUCUGAAGAGUGAACGCAGCUCGGUGGUCUCCAGUCUGGACUGUCUGUCCAGCAUCGUAGAGCGAAUCUCCACCGACACCACCAGCCUGCUGCCGGCCGCUGAGGGCCCGGCGUCCCCUCCAGCUGAUCCAGCCAGUGAGACGGCAGCCACAGGGCCCAUUCGGGUCCCUUCCCCCACCGCCAGCCAGGACCCCAACCUGAUCUACCAAGUCCUAUAGACCCUCACACACUUCUCACACUUAUUCACCUGGGACUUAAAAUCCAAACAGUAACUUAUCCAGUUAUGAAACACAGAUCGCACAAACAUGAAGUGACAGUAAUAAUCUCAUAUAUCAGGGGUGUCAAACUCAUGUUAGUUCAGUUCCACAUUCAGCUACAUUUGAUCUGAAGUGGGCCGAAUCAGUAAAAUAAUAACGUAAUAAUAUAGAAAUAA